AUGUUUUCUAUUCUUUUGUUGGCUGGAUUAGCCCAGCUAGUUGCUUCAGCACAUUUCAAUGACUUUGUUGAAUGUGGCCCUUUAGACACAGCAUGUGAAUGUGCUGUCGACGCUACAGUCUGUACCUUCCAGUUGCAUGUGGAGUACGCUUUCACAUUGACGAGAUACAACUUCAGUCUGCCUUAUCUCCAGGGUCAGGGAGAACAUGUCUACAUUGACAAAACUGGAAACUUUGUUGCUACAAAUGGAAGAGGGAAAUGCAACGAAGGAACUUUUAUCAAAAGAGCUGGGACAUCCGAAGAUUUGUAUUGCAAUGAGAAUGGAGUGUGUGUGGAAAAGAAUAAACUCUGUACUGAGCCUAUAACAGUGGAUGGAAAAACUCUUAGGAUUUUCAUAGCCGUCAACAAGCAGUUCCCUGGACCAACACUGAUAGUUCAUGAGGGACAAAUAGUUGCAGUCGAUGUUCACAACAACCUCAGUACUGAAGGGAUAUCCAUUCACUGGCAUGGACAGCACCAGAUAAAGACAAACUUCAUGGAUGGAGUGGGUUUAGUUACACAGUGCCCCAUUCAACCUGGAAGCUCGUUUCGCUACAUAUUCAAAGCCGGCCCAAGCGGAACUUUCUGGUACCACUCACAAAUGGGGUCUCAGCGAGCUAAUAGUCUUUUUGGAGCGUUGAUUGUAAGGGAAAAGCAAAUCAACUAUCCAAUUUCAUUCAUAGAUUACCCAGCCAGUCACACAAUAACGGUGAUGGACUGGUAUCAGCAAGACCCUGAAGAAUUCUUCAGACACAUAAAAUUUGGCAUGGGUUGGAUUGUAGACUUGCCACCAUUUACUGCUCCUUCGGACCUCGACCCCUCCAAUGGCUACAAUCUAACGCGAGGUCCAGAUAAUGUUGACAUCGGUACAAACCCGUUCUGGUCUGCACUGAUACAUGGAAAAGGUCGUCAUCCUGAUGUGGCGUAUGAACGCUCUAGAUUACAGAUAUAUGAAGUCGAACCAAACUCAAUUUAUCGGUUUAGACUCAUUCACACCGGCACAAUGUAUGCCUUCAGAUUUUCGAUCGAUGGACACAAGCUGAAAGUGAUGGCCACCGAUGGAUAUCUAGUGGCGCCAGUGGAGGUGGACUACAUAGCAUUACAUGGAGGGGAAAGGUACGACUUUCUCUUGGAGACAAAUCAAGGCGAUGGAAACUUUUGGAUAAGAGCUGAAACAUUUGAAAUAGAUUUCGAAAGCAGCCCGAAUCCACCAUACAGUUUCAUUGAUCAUAAAGCUGAAGCAAUACUGCAUUAUUCGGAAACGGACCCACCAAAAUCAACAGAGUACGCAAGCAUCCCAAGUACCCCAAAGCAAUGCACACAAGAGGCUCCAUGCAAGAUGCUCAACUGUCCCUUUGAAAAUUUCCACCCUUCGUACAACAUCGAAUGUAUCGGCAUUGAUACAAUGAAGCUGGUUGAAUCUACACCCGAAGGUGAGAUGCCAGAUGAAACACCAGACGUCACGUACUUCAUGAACAUGGCUGCGUUUGUGGCUCAUUAUAAACCAAUAAGCAGCAUUAAUGAUAAAAACUUCAGGUUUCCCUCCCAUCCACUAACAACGCGCUACGAACAGAAUGACAGGAGCUUGUUUUGUGAAGUGGAUUCUAUAUGCGAGAGCGAGGGGGGGUGUGAGUGUACUACAGUCAUGGACAUUGGCGAUAACGUGACAGUCAGACUUGUCAUCAGUACAGUGGGUGAGGAGAGAAACUCCACCCACUCCAUUCACAUUCACGGCCACUCUGUGCAUGUCCUGAAAGUUGGAUACGGACAAUACAGCAGUGAGAAUGGUUCUUUGCUUAGUAGCUCUCGAGACCUGACUUGUAGAGAUGACGGAGAUGACACAGAUAUUCUCGAUGAUAUUCGUUGCCCUAAGCCUCGUUUUAGGCCUCCUGGCAUAAAGUUUCCACUUGAUAAGUUCACGGUUCGAAAGGACACCUUUAUUGUGCCAGCUGGAGGCUAUGUGGUGGUUCAGUUCCGUUCCAAUAACCCUGGGUACUGGUUCGUUCAGUGUCUUGUUCAGCUCUACUACCGAGAAGGAAUGUCCAUGAUCAUAAAUGAGGCUGUCGAGAAAGCCAAAAAGCCUCCAAAGCAGAUGGAAUACUGUGAUUCUUUCAUCUGGGAUAUUCAUGAUUUCAUGGAUGAUCGAAGUGGUGAUGGUUACACCGCAAUGCCACCCUUUUUCUCGAUUCUUUUAAUCGAGCUAAUGAUGGCACUCUCGGUCUUGUAG
This is a messenger RNA of Geodia barretti, 2265 nucleotides long. NCBI's taxonomy places the organism in Eukaryota, Metazoa, Porifera, Demospongiae, Tetractinellida, Geodiidae. The record is from the annotation of a GenBank genome assembly.